Molecule: messenger RNA, 3997 nt
Organism: Prosopis cineraria
Lineage: Eukaryota; Viridiplantae; Streptophyta; Magnoliopsida; Fabales; Fabaceae
Product: DNA replication ATP-dependent helicase/nuclease JHS1-like
Exons: 31
Coding region: 348-3800 (1150 amino acids)
Biological process (GO): replication fork reversal
Cellular component (GO): cytoplasm
Molecular function (GO): single-stranded DNA helicase activity; 5'-flap endonuclease activity
Source: RefSeq, a predicted model, not a curated record
GCCAAACGUUGAGGGACUGAAGAGCCGAGCCAAGCCGCUGCCUUCUCAUCGUUCUUUCUUCAUUCUUGGGGCGUCUCCAUCCAGUCUUCUCCGUCUCAGAGCUCGCGUGCGUCCCCUACUUCGUUGUGCUCUUGAAUCAGCAUUAGUCGCACCGCCGUGUACCUGAGCUCCAGAUUCGGUGGGAUUGAGCAUCGUACAAGUGGCCGUUGCCUCCAUUGCCAUUAAUUUCCACACAAGUGAUGCUUGCUUUGCCUCAUUCCCGUUUCGUGGGGUCUUAAGCCCUUCAAUUUGAUAUAGUGACUACUCUGUGUUCCCUCUACAAGUGCAAAAGCUUUGGAUAUCUGUCCAUGCCUCCUAGGAAGAAACCCAGCUCUUCUAAGAAAUCGAAUCUGAGCAGCCAGGCUCAGCCUUCUAAGUUCGGCAUUCAACAUUUUUUUGAGCGCCACACCCAGAAUGCUCUUGUGGCCUCUCAGAAGCAGCCAAAAAAUGAUCCAGCUGCGAACCGUCCCAUUUCUGCUCCCCAAGAUUCCAAGUCUGUUGCAUCUCCUAACUCUCAUAUUCCACCUGUUGCUGGGUCGCAAGCUGUCGCUCCAAACAAUUUAGAUUCCGUUCUUGCUAGAGCUGAAAGUAAAUUGAACUCAGACUUGGCUGGGCCAAAAAUUGAGAAUUCAGAAUCGCAAAAGCGUAAAGACACCCCGCAAGUUGGAGCAAAUGAAUACAAUAACGUUUCGCAGAAUACUCCUUCAGAGAAUUUGUUAAUACCAGGGUUUGAUGCUGUGGAAAAUCUCCCUGAGGCGUCUCCGGAAAUUUCCAAGAUUGUGCCUCAUAAGCGCUUUAAGUUCUCGCCUGGGAUGUUAAUAAAACAGAGCCAGGAUGAUGGGGUUGAUGAAGUCACAUGGAAGAUAUCUCCUGUGAAUGAAAGACUUCAAGCAGUUUCAAAACACAUGCCUCAGAUGAUUCAGGCUUUGGCUGAAUCUUCUAGAAUCAACUUAUUGCCCGUUGGGAUUUCCUCAGAGAAUCAGACUUCUCUGACUAAAGGUGGCAAAUUUGAAAAGAUACUUGCUUCACCAUCUACAAAGGCUGCUGAGAGGUCAACAGUGUUGAAGAAUGAAAAAGGCUUGAAACGUAUAAACGCAGACCAAGACAUGGUUUUUAACGUCAGUUCAACUGCUGUGAAUGGUUCUGGAGUAAUUACUGUACAGAGCCCCUUCCGAACUCCGCCAUCUCUAUCCUAUUGCUCUGAUAAGGUGCAGCUUGUCAGGGAUGUUGAGCACAAUGGACUAUCUGACCAGCUUUAUUUAAGACAGCAUAAAAAGGCAUUGCUUGAACUGUUAGAUCAAGUCGAAGAUGCCAUUUGUGUUGAAGAUGCUACAAUCUGUGAUAAAAGUGCAAAUUACAUUAAGUCUCAAGAUGGAAUUGCUGAUAAUCUGCCCAUCAGAGUUGACUCUGCAGCAGAAAGCACUAGAAUUCAUAAGCCCAAAGAGGCCCUUGGUGGGUCCAGUUCUAAUUAUUUGGUCUUGGAGGUAUCUGAAAAACAUAGUCUUGCUAAUUCAUCUGCUUUGCAAGGCCCAUACAAGGUGCUUCGUUUAAUAAAUGAACAAACUGGAGAAGAGAAGGCUGCAAACUUGUUGGAAGAGUGGUCUUACAGUGUUGUUGCACCCGGAGAUACUGUGAAUAUAAUUGGUCAAUUUGAUGAUUGGGGGCAUUGUGAUGUAGAUCAUGAUAAUAAUUUUUUGAUUGUACACCCAGAUAUUCUGGUGUCUGGGUCUCGGGUAGCUGCUAGUUUUACUUGUCCAAGGAGAACUGUCUUAGAUGAGAGGCUAAAAUGUAAUGAGCACUCAAUUGCUGCAUUAACUGGAACCUUACUUCACCAAAUUUUUCAGGCUGGACUUAUCAAGGAUAGUCCUUCAAUAAACUUCUUAGAGGAAUAUGCACGAUUGGUACUCCAGAGAAACAUUGAAAGCUUGUAUGCAUGUGGAGUAAAUGAAAAUGAUGUGCACAAAACCUUGAUAGACGCCAUUCCACGAAUAUUAAAUUGGAUCAAACUGUUCAAGAAUUCAGAGGAAAAGAGAGAUGCUUAUGUUGAUUUUGGAUGUGAUGAUGGGAUAAAGAAAGUCAAAGUAUCGGAGGUGCUUGAUAUUGAGGAAAUGGCAUGGGCUCCUCAGUAUGGUUUGAAAGGGAUGAUUGAUGCUUCUGUCAGUGUGAAAGUUCUACCUAAGGGAAAUGAAUCAGAUGAAAAGGUCAUGCCAUUAGAGUUCAAAACUGGGAAAGCAAUGUCUGGCCAGUCAUCUAUAGAACAUCGUGCCCAAGUGAUCUUGUACACUCUUCUGAUGUCAGAAAGGUACCUAAAGACUAUCGAUUCUGGUCUUCUAUAUUAUCUCCAGUCAGAUCAGACGGAGGGUAUUGUUGUUCAAAGAUCUGACUUAGUUGGGCUAAUCAUGCGACGUAAUGAGCUUGCAAGUGAUAUUCUGAAAGCAUUAACCACUCAACAACUGCCUCCAAUGUUACAGAGUCUGAGCAUUUGCCGAGGUUGUCGCCAUCUUAAUGUUUGUAGCAUUUAUCACAAGGUACAAGGAGGAAGUGCAAUGAGUAGUGGAUUGGGAGAUGUGUUUGAUUCACAUACUAAUCACCUUUCAUCUACUUAUUGUAAGUUCCUCUGCCAUUGGGAUUGGCUGAUUGACUUAGAAGCAAAAGAGACUGAGUUUGUAAAGAAAGAGAUGUGGCGAUCACAUGCUUUUAAAAGUCAGAACAGUACUGGCCUUUCUUCUGUCAUCCUUGAUGCUUCAAAUAAUAUUCCACAUCAGAAAUCUCUUAAAGAUAAUUGUUUCAUUUAUCGUUUUGUACGAUGUGGUCCAUCUUCCCUAUCUGAAGAUGGCGAUCCUUCUAAAGCUACAGCAAAUUAUUUAGAUCUGAAACUAAGAAGUGGAGACUAUGUGAUAUUGAGCACUGAAUCUAGCCGUCAAGCUAUUGCCAGUGGGGUGAUUACAGAUAUUAGUCAUGCCCAUGUUUCUGUUUCCUUUUCAAAGCGCCUGCGGAUUCCUGGAAGCACCUCCACUAGCCAAGAUCUCUAUAAACAGGUUUGGAGAAUUGAUAAGGAUGAAGGUGUGACUUCAUUUGCUAUUAUGAGGUUUAAUCUAGUACAGCUUUUUCUGCAAAAUGCUCGAAGUACUCAUCUGAGGAAAAUGAUUGUUGAUCUUGAGGCUCCUAAAUUUGACAGUGGAUCUGUGCUCAGUCAGGACCCAGCAAUAUCAUAUGUGUGGUCAGAGAAGAGUUUGAAUGAUGAUCAGCGUAGAUCAAUCCUCAAGAUUCUUACUGCAAAGGACUACGCACUCAUAUUAGGAAUGCCCGGAACAGGAAAGACAUCAACUAUGGUUCAUGCUGUGAAAGCAUUAUUAAUCAGAGGCACAACUAUUUUGCUGACAGCUUAUACAAACUCAGCUGUAGAUAAUUUACUUAUCAAAUUAAAAGCUCAGGGAAUUGAUUUUGUCCGUAUUGGAAGACAUGAAGCUGUGCAUGAGGAGGUUAGAGGACACUGCCUUUCAGCAACAAAUGUACAAAAUGUUGAUGAGAUCAAAGUAAGGUUAGAACAAGUUAAAGUAGUUGCAGUUACAUGUCUGGGCAUCACCAGUCCCUUGCUUGCCAACAGGACUUUUGAUGUAUGCGUUAUGGACGAAGCUGGGCAGACAACUCUACCAGUGUCCUUGGGCCCUCUCAUGUUUUCCUCAAUGUUUGUACUUGUGGGUGAUCACUAUCAACUUCCUCCGCUCGUCCAGAGGCUCGAGAGAAUGGUCUGGGGAUAAGUUUAUUUUGUAGGCUCUCAGAAGCACAUCCACAAGCAAUUUCAGCACUACAGAGUCAGUACCGUAUGUGUCAGGGCAUCAUGGACCUGUCAAAUGCCUUGAUAUAUGGUGAUAGGUUAAGGUGCGGUUCCACUGAGAUUGCCAAUGCAAAACUUGCGUUUUCUACCUUAAAAUGUGCCUUGCCUUGGCUAAAAAAU